Molecule: messenger RNA, 960 nt
Organism: Erinaceus europaeus (western European hedgehog)
Lineage: Eukaryota; Metazoa; Chordata; Mammalia; Eulipotyphla; Erinaceidae
Product: olfactory receptor 5A1-like
Exons: 1
Coding region: 1-960 (319 amino acids)
Biological process (GO): G protein-coupled receptor signaling pathway; sensory perception of smell
Cellular component (GO): membrane
Molecular function (GO): odorant binding; G protein-coupled receptor activity; olfactory receptor activity
Source: RefSeq, a predicted model, not a curated record
AUGGCAACUGGGAACACCAGUGUAAAGACCAGUUUCAUUCUUGUGGGAUUUUCAGAGUACCCAGGGUUGCAGGUUGUCCUUUUCGUAUUGUUUCUGGCCAUCUACCUCAUGACUCUGGCUUGGAACCUGGGCCUCAUUGUCCUAAUCAGGAUGGCAUCCCACCUCCACACCCCUAUGUAUUUCUUCCUUGGUAACUUGUCCUUUGUUGAUAUCUCCUACACCUCCUCAGUAGCCCCGAAGAUGCUCUGCGAUUUCUUCAAGGAGAAGAAGACCAUCUCUUUUGUGGGCUGUGCUGUGCAGUUGUUCUUCUUCAUUGGGAUGGGUGGCACUGAGUGCUGCCUCUUGGCUGCCAUGGCAUAUGACCGGUACACUGCCAUCUCCAGCCCUCUGCUUUACACGGCCCUCAUGUCGCCCGCCAUCUGCAUGGGGAUGACAGUGACAGCCUAUGCCGGAGGUUUCCUCACUGGUUUGGUUGAAACCAGCUCUGUGUUCCAGCUCCAUUUCUGUGGGCCAAGAGUCAUUAACCACUUUUUCUGCGACCUGCCACCCCUGCUGGUCUUGUCUUGCUCUAGUACUUUCCUCUGCCAGGUAGUGAACUUUCUUGUUGUGUGUGCAGUUGGUGGGUCAUCAGCUCUUAUUGUUCUUGUCUCCUAUGGCUACAUCAUUGCUGCUGUCCUGAAGAUCCAUUCAACCCAAGGGCGGACCAAGGCUUUUAAUACCUGUGCCUCUCAUCUGACCACAGUGAUUCUGUUCUAUGGUUCUGGACUCUUCUCGUAUCUCCAUUCUAGUGUGAGCCACUCACGGAACCAAGAUAAAGUGGUGUCCAUAUUCUAUGGAGCUGUGAUCCCCAUGUUGAACCCCAUCAUAUAUAGUCUGCGAAACAGGGAAAUCAAAGAUGCGUUGAGUAAGCUCAAGGAAAGGAAGAAGCAGAUGACUUCUCUGUGUCUCAUAGUUCCUUGA